UUGCGAAUGCAGAGUGUCGACGAGGUAGCGCCCGCCGCGCUUGCCGCGUCCUCGCCGACAUCUCCAUCCGUUGAUGCAUUCACAACCGGUGGCACUGGGCCUUGUGGCGAUGAAAAGUCGUUCGAGAUGGACUUGGUGAGCCGGCUGCGACUGCUUCUCCAGCGGGAGGCGGCAGCCACGUCACCGCUGAAGCAGGCCCAGCAGCAACGACGCGCCGAGUGGCAUCCGUUGGUGCAGCAGCUGAAAAAGUGCCUCGGACAGUCGCAGCACCCGCCACCUCCCGUGUACCCCUUGGGUUUUGACAAGUCGCAGCGAAACCCACCAAAAGUGUCGGCAGUCGCGUGGAAAUCCACGCUGCAGCGCUUCGAGUCGGCCAAAGCGAGGACGCAGUCCAAGCUAGCAUCGAAGCGAGCGAGUUUGGAGGACGAAGCGACAAAGGAGCUGUCGUUUCGACCGCAAAUCGAUGCCAAGAGCCAGCGGAUGGCCGCUCAGUUUCCAAGCUUCCACGAGCGGCAGCGCAACACAGUCGCGUGGCGAGACAACCACGUGGCAGCCGAGCGCGAGCAGCGCCGCCUUAAGGAGGCGCAAGCACUGCGGCCGGUACCAGACAUCAAAACGCCGUGUUUGUGUGGCCAGGGGGGCCUGUCGUCGUCAUCUACGUCGUCGCCGCACCACGAACCAGAACACACAGUCGCGUGUACCCGCUUCAUGGAGAUCUGCGCGUCAACCAACAAGUCGUUCAAGAUUCAAAAAAAGACCCACGCGAUGCGGCGAUCCGUCGAUGACAUGCUGGCAUAUGGCGACACCAAGUACAUUCGCCAGGUAGAACGGUCUGUCGCGCUGAGAGCGGUCGAGGACGCCGAAGCCACGUUUUCACCGCGCAUAAACCCUCAAUCGAAAAAGAUCUACAAGGCAAUGGUUCAGAGCGGUCGCACGGGGAAGGAAGCCAAAGUGUCGGCCCCACCGCCAGUAGACUUUACGUUCCAGCCGGCAAUCAAUCGCAAGUCCAAGGAAAUAGCGGCCAAGCUCGAUAAAGGCCAACCCAACAGCGUAUUCGACCGCCUCGACCGCGAGGCAGACGAGCGGCUCUUUAAGCUCAUGCAGUCGCAGAUCCAAUCCGUGGACGCGAGCGUUCGGCACGCAGAUUUGGUCAAGGUUGGCCGUAACGACGUUCAGAUCAAGAGCCUCCUCCAUCAGUACCCAGACUGCCCUAUGUCGCCGACGCGCGCGCCGCCGCCAAAGACAGUGAUCGAUGUAGACGUCGUCGGCUUGUCCAGCGUCGCGUUUAUCAUGGCCAACUUUACCAACGGCCAAGCAUUGUUUUUGCCUCGAGAUGGGAACAACAAGCUCGCCGUCGAGCAGCGCCGCAAGUCGUCGUUCCAAGCCAGCGUCGAUGGCAGCAACAUGCGGCGGCGGUCGCAAACGUCGCCGAUGCCAUCAACGUGAACGUUUGAUUGGAUGGAAAAUGAAACCGAAAUGCGUUUGAUUGGCUGGUUUUCGAAAUGGACGAAUGCCAUUGGACAAAAAUGAAAUAUGUCAAACAGCA
Molecule: messenger RNA, 1546 nt
Organism: Aphanomyces invadans
Lineage: Eukaryota; Oomycota; Saprolegniomycetes; Saprolegniales; Verrucalvaceae
Exons: 9
Coding region: 7-1446 (479 amino acids)
Source: RefSeq, a predicted model, not a curated record